AUGCCAAAGACGAAGACUGAGGCUGAGACUGAGACGGAGACACCUAAAAUGAAGCCAAGACCAAUCGUGCGUCUUGGCAUCUUUCUCAUCUCUCACAGCCUCCUCGUUAGUGUUGUCUGUUGUACGGCUGGUGUUUUAGCUCUCUUGCUGCUUCCACUUCUCGCCAAGAACACUUACAUUUCUGAAAAUGCUCUGAUGCCAGGUUCUGCCAGUAGUAUGAUCUCUAAUCGUGACAUUUCGGAGGCAAAUAGGUUGGCAAAUGAUUUAAGUGAUUUGAAUUUAGAACCCCAAGAUACUGCUGCCAUGGAAAGUCGAAGGAUCCUAACAAAAUACAUGUCUGACUUGGGUGCUGAAGUUAGCUAUCACAAGUUCCACCCUAAGCCAAAUCAGUUUCAUCCACUGCAUUUCUUCUCUGGUCCUGAUUCUACAAGUACAGUAGAAAAUUUUAGUUGUUCGGCAUAUGUUGUCAAUACUGUUGGAAUAAUUAGAGCUCCUCGUGGUGAUGGUAAGGAAGCUAUUGUCUUGGUGACACCUUACAAGUUUGGAAAGAGUGGUUUGGCAGAAACUUUAUCCUUGAGCAUUGCAUAUACAGUAUUUUCCUUGCUCUCCCGAGUUACAUGGCUGGCCAAGGACAUCGUAUGGUUUGUUGCAGACUCACAGUAUGGAGAGUAUGCCCCUGUUGAAGCUUGGCUAAGAGAUUAUCACACACCUGUAUUUACUGGUUUGGGCACCCUAAAUGCUGAUACAUGUGUCAAAAUUGAUGAUCUUUAUGUAUUGGAACGGAAGCCUAUUGCGCAAAGCAAGAUAUCUGAUGGUUUUAGACGUGCCGGGACUAUGGCUGCUGCACUGAUCUUAAAGGUUGCAGAUAGAAACGAACUGUUGGAGGACACUCUUACUAUCUAUGCUGAGGCAUCCAAUGGGCAGAUGCCAAACCUAGACCUCAUCAAUGCUGUGAAUUAUUUAGCUGUACAUAGGCAAGGUUUGCGUGUAAAAGUUGAGAAAUUUUUUACACUACUUGAUUCAAGAUGGCUUGAGAUUUUGGGAGAAAUAUUUGAGUUACUUGGAAAAGUUGCCAGAAGCUUAAAUCCUGGAUGGAAAUUUGGUAUUUCAGCUGCAGAUUAUAUUGAAGGCAGUGCUACACUUGCAAGUUCAUUGUAUUACCAGGCAUUGGGCAUUCCCACUGGUCCUCAUGGUGCUUUCCGUGAUUUCCAAGUUGAUGCAAUUACUUUGGAGAUUUCACCUAAGGUUUCUUCUCAUAACAAAGCCAGGCAUAAUGAGUUUCUUCUACGGGGAGGCCGGUUGGUCGAAGGAGUUAUAAGAUCAAUAAAUAAUCUCCUUGAGAAGUUUCACCAGUCAUUUUUCCUAUACCUGUUAACAUCUCCUAGUAAGUUUGUAUCAGUCGGAGUGUACAUGAUUGCUUUUGCACUCCUUGUAGCACCACUUCCCCUGGUAGCAGCCUCACUUUAUGCUGAAGCUUAUCAAUUGGAUCUUGGUGUCAAAAAUACCAAAUCUACUCCUACAGCCACUGCGUCUGAUGCGCUUGGUAUUACUUUCAGAUCAUGGAAAUGGCUUUAUGCUGCAAAAGAAGUUUUUCUCAUUCAUGUAUGGGGUGCAGCUGUUUUGCUGCUUCCAUAUUUCAUUUGUCAAGUACCAAACUGCAGCCCAACAUCAAGCACUGUUAUCUGGAUUUUUCUUUCAAUGCUUAGCCUCCUAAUCUUCUACUUCAUAGUGGGUUCUCCAUAUACUCAUGUCUCUAUAUCUCAACCUGAGAAGAAAGGCGAAUGGGCUAUUUUAAAAUCAGUGACCAUCUCAGCAGUCUUCAUUGGUUUACUUCUUAUGUCAGUUGUUAAUUUUGCAACAGCAGAAAUUGGUGCGUUGCUUUUGGUACCAAUGUGUUUGAUGGCACAACCUUUGAAGCUGGACAUUAAAGCUGGGAAGUUAAGGAGUUUCUUGAGGGCUAUUUGUAAUCUGGUUUUGGCUUUCGUUGCAUUUCCGCCAGCUGCUUAUUUUGUAGUGAAAACUAUAUUUGAAGGUUUUGACAGCAUUAACGUGGGCGAAUUCUGGAAUUGGAUGGAGUCCCUUUGGGCAUGGAACAGUGCUACAUACAUAUAUAUGGGUAUGGUCCAUCUGCCAUGUUGGGUGUUGUGCUUGCACGUUUUACUUCAUUCUUGUUGA
This is a messenger RNA of Dovyalis caffra, 2175 nucleotides long. NCBI's taxonomy places the organism in Eukaryota, Viridiplantae, Streptophyta, Magnoliopsida, Malpighiales, Salicaceae. The record is from the annotation of a GenBank genome assembly.